AUGCAUGAAUAUUUUACUCGCAAAUCCACAGAUUGGAAUAUUUUGGAUUUCCUUAAUAAAUCUGAUAUGGAGACAUUUGAUAAAAAAAUAGAACAAUAUAUUACAUGUCUUGAGACAAUUGUUAGCAAUGAAACAGGCAGCAGACACGAAAAAGCGCAACUACUUCUUAACAAAUACAAACAGGCAAGUAUAAAAAUAGGCAGAUUCAAAGUUUUAGACAAAGCUGUUAUCUUACGUUCAAGGCUUCGAGCUGACCUAGCACCUAUGCAGGGUUCUCGACCUGAUAGACAUCUGGCAAGAAAGUGGAGAGAUGAACAAUCGAAUAAUCAAGGGAUUACUGGUACCUCAAUACAUUUAUUCAAUCCAAAAUUCAAAGGUAGUUCUAUAGGAAUUGGAACAAUAAAUAAUGGAACAUUUAAUACUGAGUUGCCAAGGAAAAGUGCAUUGGAAAAGGACGAAAAUUCUAAUUAUAGCAAGAACAGUAAUAUGGAAGAGACUUAUUUAUUUGGGGAAGUAAAUGAACAAAGCAUUCUUUCUACAAUUGAUGAAAAAUCUUUGAAUAACGAAGUGAUAGUAUUGGAUGUUUGUACUGGGAAUGAGUCUGUGUAUAACUGGUCUGACUUGAAAGAAUCUUUUGAAAAAUAUAAAACAUCAGUACCGAAAUCAAAGAGAAUAGUAACUCCGGCAUAUUGGGGGAUAUUGGACUUGACCAAGGAAUCGCUAUAUAAUGUUCAAGAAAUUAAGGAUAAUGUGGUCAAAUGCAUUUCAGGAGAAUUUUAUAGAAAAGUUGGUUGGAAUCCUAAACCACCAUCUGUGAUCCUUCAAAAUUAUUUUAGUAAUAAUUGUAGAAGUGAUUUAGACAAAGAUCAUAAAAAUUUUAAUAUUCAUAUUCAAUAUAUGAUCUCAAAUAUGAGCUAUUUAAAAAACAAUGUGUCGGAAGAAGUUCUAAAAAUGACAACUGUAUUUCCUUUUUAUCGUGGAAUUAUCUCAAGUUUAUUUAUUCAAGAUAGAUGGGGAGAAAUUCAAGUCCAUUCAACAAACGAAGCAAGAAAUGAAAAUAAUAAUCCAUUCGCAAGAUCCAAGAUUGGAAGGAAGGCAGAUAUGGUGGGUAUUCUAUCAAGAACACCACAAAAAGCUGAAAUCCUGUUUGGCGAGGUAUCUGGUGGACUCAAUUCUUUUGGCCUACCCAGUGCUACUAGAAAGAAAAGAUUCUUAGAUAAAAUAAAAUUAUCAGUUAUGUUAAGAGACUCAAUAAAUAGCCUAUUAAAAGGGUGGGACCAUAUCAAUGCAGAAGAAAGAAAGUCAAUAAUUUUAUAUGGUUGGACACUACAUGGCUUUGAGCUAAAUAUCUACGCAAUGAGCUGGAAUGAUGAUGGUAUAUAUUUGUUUGGAUUAGUCGACAAGGCAAUCAUACCAUCAUCAGAAGAUUGUGCAGGAAUGUUUGAGGAUCUUUAUUGUGUUUUUAAAGAAUUAGAGCAUAAAUUAAAACAAACAGAAGUAGUUAUCAACAACCUAAAUUUAAAAAAUACUAAAAAUAAACGUAGACGACUAGCAGAAAAAACUUCUCCAAAAUUAAAUAUCAAUAGAACACCAAAUUAA
This is a messenger RNA of Entrophospora candida, 1599 nucleotides long. Lineage: Eukaryota; Fungi; Glomeromycota; Glomeromycetes; Entrophosporales; Entrophosporaceae. The record is from the annotation of a GenBank genome assembly.